Molecule: messenger RNA, 2808 nt
Organism: Cuscuta campestris
Lineage: Eukaryota; Viridiplantae; Streptophyta; Magnoliopsida; Solanales; Convolvulaceae
Source: the annotation of a GenBank genome assembly
AAAUAAGUUGACUGUUGGUCAACCGUCUAAAGAACCGAAUGUAAAGUUGAAUUGAUUUUUAUUAAAAGGAUAAACAUAUGCACGAUCUUAAUUGUUGAAUUAUUAUGUUUAUUCUUGUGCUACAAUGGAGUGCCACUCAGCGUCAAUGCUGAGCGGAUAGCGUUGUUUUCCUUUUUGCUGUCCGUAGCCAUCAAAUUGGUGCUUUCAUUGAGAGGAGAGGAACAUACUCGUAGGAUAACUCCCGAACGCGAGAAUGGUGCAAACAAGGAGCAACGUCCCUACCACCAGCCACGUCAUUGGCGAGGAGAACGCGCCGGGCAGCGGCAACGGCACGGGAGGUAUCGGCUCGACUCCGGACGCGGUCCAAGCGCUGUUCGGCUUGGGGGUGACCGCGGAGCAGCUCCAGAGAAGUAGGAGGCCCGGCAAGGCCCCGGCGAUCGAGGAGGUGAUUGUGGAGGACGUCCUGGAUGAGGAGGACGAUGAGUCCAGCGAGUGCCGAGUGUCAGCCUUCAGGCGCUUAGGAGGGGAAGAGAUCCGGGUGUCGGCCUUCGACAGGCUCGACCGCGGACCGGAAGUUCGCCCGGGCGACCUCCGCCGACAAAUAGCCGAAGGCAGGCGGAGGCAUGCUGAGGAGUCCGCAACAUCGGAUGCUCGCUCGGCGAGGUCCGAGCGGAGCGGAGAGAGGCGGGAGGAGCGCACCCAGCGUCGCCAUAGCCCGACGAGAACUGAGAAGACAAAGGUCUCUGACCAAGGAGUAUCUCGGCUCGUACGUGAGAUUGCCGAGCUUAAGCGCCGAGUGGAGACCAGGGCUCCCUACAGCCAACCUAUCUUGCGGACGAGGCUCCCUUACUCCCACCUGCUCAACAUAUGCAUCCGCAAGGGAGAGAAGGUCCGCGACUUCAUAGUCUGGUGGGAAAAGGAAGCCAGAGACGUGCAUGGGGCGGAUGACCAAGCGUUGGUGGCCAUGUUCCAAGCAGCCCUUCCCCGCGGAGAAGUGAGGAAGGAGCUUCGCAAGAAUCCUCCCCCCACGUACCAAGAGACCUUGGCGCGCGCUAAGUUCCUAGCCUUGGAGGAGUUCGAUGAUGCUCCCGACUCUGAGGCCGCGCCCGCCAAGCGAGCUCCCGCAGACUCCGGAGAGGCCGCGAAGAAGAGGAAGAAGAAGAAAGAUUACACCGCGGGCCCGAGGACGCCUUCGGCUGGUGUGUACUCCGUGGGUGCGCCCGUGGGGACGGGUCGAGAGCUUGCCCUCUCCUCGCUCCCGCACGUAGAAACCUAUGCGGUGUCCUGCGGUGCCAAGUAUUGCGAGUAUCAUCGCAACAACACUCAUAACACUAAGGAAUGCUUCACUCUCCAGAAGGAGAUGCAGAGACUCAUCGCCCGAGGGCCGCCUCCCCGAGAUGAUGGAGCAGCCCCAUCUCGGGGGCCACCAGAAGGAAGAACUUGGAGAAAGCCGGCCGAACCGGUCGCGGUGGCCACGCAAGCAAGGAACCCCGAGAAGAGGCACAUUGGGCGAGAGAAGAGGUGGAAGCACAUGGCCUUCGUCGCCAAAGUCCAUCAGGCGCCGGCGCCCAAGCACGGAAGACGUGAGCAAAUCCAAUUCACGGAGAAGGAUCUUCCGAACACGCCGAGCCCCCACCGGGAUGCCUUGGUCGUGAAGCUAGAGAUUAACAAUGCCAUAGUGCACCGCACCUUGGUGGACACGGGAAGCUCGGUCAACAUAAUGUAUGAGAAGACCUUCCAAGACCUCGGCUUGGACCGCAAGGACUUAAGGCCUGUGCGCACUCCACUCUCCGGGUUCACAGGGGACUCCAUCGAGGCCGAAAGAGUCAUCGCCAUGCCCGUGAUAGUAGGGGAUGGUGCGCACAAGGCCAAGCUGAAGAUGGAGUUCAUGGUUGUAAGCAUCAACUGCGCGCACAACAUGAUCCUAGGACGGUCCGGCCUUGAGGACUUGGAAUGUGUGAUCUCCCCAUACUACUUGUGCAUGAAGUUUCCCACUCCUUCGGGAACCGGGGUGGCGAGGGGAGACCAAAAGUUAGCUCGAUCGUGCUACGUCCGUAUCACGAAGAAAUUGCCAAGGGAUGAGACGUUGGUCGUGCACGCACAGGAGGAAAUGCGGAAGCUGGAAGCACGACCGAAGGCUGAGCCCACCGAGGAGGUCGAGGAAGUGCCGCUCGACCCUCAGACACCCGAGCGGAAGGUGAAGGUCAGGGCGAGCCUAACUGGGAGCCAGCGGAAGCGCUUGGUGGGCGUGCUCUCUGCCUACCGCAUGAUCUUUGCGUGGGGCCCCGGGGAUAUGCCGGGGGUGGAUCCCAAGGUCAUAUGUCACCGCUUGGCAGUCAAUCCGGAGGCUAGGCCGGUGAAGCAGAAGAAGCGGUUCCUCUCUCAUUCCAUGAACCUGCGCUAUAUCCUCGAGAGCCAAAAACUCUCCGGGGAAAACUUUCUUGACUGGGAGAAGAACCUCCGAAUCGUUCUUAACUGUGAGAGGAAACUCAACAUCCUCGAAACGAAUCCUCCCAAGACCCCUGAGGAAAAUGCUCGUGCGUCCGAAUGCACUUCUUUCAAGAAGUAUGAGGACGACGCGCGAGAUGUUAAGUGUAUCAUUAUGGCCAGUAUGACCACGGAGCUCCAAAGGCUCCGCGUGGACAUGGAAGCGCGUCCUAUGAUACAACGCUUGAGAGACCUAUACCUGGGUCAACCCAAAAACUCAGAAUCUGCAUGAAGUUAGACAUUUGGUUGAGGGAGAAGUCCAGCUUAAGGUCGAAAAUGGAGCACUUGUCAAUGCGCUGGCUGUAGGAACUUAUGUUCUAU